Nicotiana attenuata is the source of this 2917-nucleotide messenger RNA. RefSeq lists its product as uncharacterized. NCBI's taxonomy places the organism in Eukaryota, Viridiplantae, Streptophyta, Magnoliopsida, Solanales, Solanaceae. The record is from RefSeq and is a predicted model, not a curated record. The transcript has 14 exons. The coding region runs from base 318 to 2669 and encodes 783 amino acids.
CAUUACUAUUUUUAUCAUUUAUUCACCAAAAAAAAAAAAGAAGAAAAAAAAAAACUGUAUUAGGAAGAAAACGAAAAUGGCGUCUCCUUUUUCGUGCGUAUAAAACAGGUAAAGUGAUACGUUAACGUGCUUCGCUUUCUUCAAUACUCUGUUUAUUUAUACUAAAAGACAAAUCUACCCUCAUCAACGGUCGAUCACUGUCGGAGAAAUUAUUUUUCCGAUCUACUUAUUUCCUACUUUAUCUCUACUCCGGAACUAUAAAAUUCCUAUUCUGCCCUUCUCCGCUGCCGAAACUUACAUUCACGCAUACGCAUUCAAUGGCGGAGGAAUUUGUGAAAGCAGUUGAAGACGGUGUACAUCUAUCGAAAAGGAUAUAUUUUGGGAAGGACAGGGCGGUGGCGCCGCCGAAGCCGAUGACGGCGAUGGAGAAGGCGUCACAGUCAUACCUGCCGGAAUCGCCUAUGCUUUACGCUGUGAUUAAUGAUCCUGCUAUAGUUGAUAAUCCGGAUAUUCCGAGCUACCAGCCUCACGUGCACGGCAGGUGCGAUCCUCCUGCUUUGAUUCCUCUUCAAAUGAACGGAAUUUCACUUGAAGCUGAUUGUUAUUUGGAUAAUAUGGCAUUCAUUACUGUCACUGGAUCAUGGCGUGUGCAUUGCGUCAUGGGUAGCCGUAGCUGCGACUGUCGUAUCGCCAUUCCCAUGGGUGAACAGGGUUCAAUUCUAGGUGUCGAGGUUGAGUUACCCAGGAAAACUUACUGCACUAAAAUAGUUGCCGUGGAUGACGAAAGCGGAACAGAAAAGCUAGCCAAAAUUGAAGAUGGAUGCUUUCUGACGCCCCAAAUUUUUACCCUUACAAUACCACAAGUGGAUGGUGGAACCAAUAUAUCUGUCACGAUUAGAUGGUCUCAGAAGUUAUUGUAUAGCAAUGGCCAGCUAACCUUGGACGUACCAUUUAGUUUUCCAGACUUUGUCACUCCAGCUGGAAAGAAGAUCUCUAAAAAAGAAAAGAUACAGCUUAAUGUUAACUCUGGUCCUGGAACAGAAGUUAUGUGCAAGACCACUAGUCACCCUCUGAAGGAGCGGCAACGUCAAGCAGGAAAGUUGGGCUUCUUAUACGAAUCUGAAGUCCUUAAUUGGUCAAGUUGUAACUUUGUUUUUUCUUACACGGUUUCGUCGACUCAUAUUUCUGGCAGUGUACUUUUGCAAUCGCCCCCACUACUUGACACCGACCAGAGAGAGAUGUUUUGCUGCUCUCUUUUUCCGGGAGACCAGCAGUGUAGGAAGGUCUUCAGAAAGGAAGUGGUAUUUGUUGUUGAUAUAAGUGGUAGCAUGAAAGGAAAACCAAUCGAGGAUACCAAACAAGCGCUCUGUACGGCCUUGUCAAAGCUUGAUUCUCAAGAUCUGUUUAAUAUAAUAGCUUUCAACAGUGAAAAGUACCUAUUUUCUUCAUCACUGGAAUUGGCAACCAAGAAGGCUAUUGAAAAUGCAACUCAGUGGAUUGGCACGAAUUUUGUUGCUGGUGGCGGAACAAAUAUUUUGAAUCCGUUGACUCAGGCCAUGGAGAUGUUUUCCUAUAGCCAGCAACACAUUCCUGUUAUUUUCUUGGUCACUGACGGAGCUGUUGAAGAUGAAAGACACAUCUGUGAUGUUCUGAAGAGUCAUCUGAUGCAAAACCAAAUGAUAUGCCCGCGGCUUUGUACAUUAGGCAUAGGGUUGUUCUGUAACCACUAUUUUUUGCGCAUGCUUGCAAUGAUGAGUCAUGGCCACUAUGCCGCUGCUUAUGAUGUUGAUUCUAUUGAAGUUCGUAUGGAGCAGCUCUUCUCCAGGGCAUCAUCCGUCAUUCUUGCGAAUAUUUCCUUUGAGAACCUUGACGGUCUUGAAGAAUUUGAGGUGCUUCCCACUUCAACUCCAGACCUUUCAUCUGAGGGUCCAUUAGUGUUGUCAGGCAGAUACCGUGGAGUAUUCCCCGAGAUGCUUAAAGCUAAAGGAGUCCUUGCAGACUUGAGUAACUUCUCUGUGGAUCUGAAAGUUGUACAGGCAAAGGACAUACCUCUUGAUAAGGUGUUGGCGAGGCAACAGGUUGAACUGAUUACUGCUCAGGCCUGGUUGACUGAAAAUAAGGACCUUGAACAGAAGAUAGCACAAACGAGUAUACAACAUGCAGUAAUUUCCGAAUAUACACGCAUGAUAUUGAUGGAGACCGAUAGAGGCAAAUUAGUCACUGAGUCAACCUCCAAGCGGAAGGGAUUUAAUUGUAGUCACACCAACACCGAAUUACAGAAACGACCUGAGUUGUGCCAUAUACUGUGUAACAAUGAGUUUGCCACAAUAGAUGUCUCCACUGCUGCUGCUAAGAUUGAAGAACCUAAAUUGGAGAAGAAAAUACUGCUACAGAAUCUUGCUGUUGGUUUUGGUAACUACAGCGCUACAGUUGAAAAUAUUCCUCCUGGAGCCUCUGAGACAAAACCCGAAACAGCAGAGAUUUUAGCAAAGGCAGCAUCUAACUGCUGCGGAAAGAUGUGUGACAUAUGCUGUUGUAUGUGCUGUAUUCGGACGUGUUCAAAGAUGAACGAUCAGUGUGCAAUUGUGCUGACGCAGUUUCUGGGUUCCUUGGCAUGCUUAGGUUGCUUCGCUUGCUGUGAAUUAUGCUGUUCUGGAAAUGAUGGAUGAGAUUUAUAAAAUAGUUUCCUCAGCAAUCUUGUUGUAUAUUGUGUCAAAUAUGACAGAUUUAUACGAUUGUAUUUAGCUUUCAUGAGCAUACUGUCAGUGUAGUCAUUUAGUGUUUUACAGAUCUUUGUGAAUAGUUAUGUAUUUAUUUAUCUAAGCAAUUGGACAGAAGUUUUGCCAAUUGCUAUACUGUAAUGAUGUUGAAAUAAGAGCAAGUUUGUUAAUCGGAGAAGAAAUGCGAUUGAAUUAGA